AUGGUGCCGGGAAUCGAAACGCGAUCAAAUCGGCGAUUGAUCGUCUUGAUAGGCUACUUUUUGGGCAUGAACUCAUGUGGCACGUGGUGGUGGAUAAUUUUCGCCGUCUUGAUUGCAGCAUCUCUUGGAACUCGUUUGUACAAGGUUGAUGAGCCGCGACAUGUCUGUUGGGACGAAACUCAUUUUGGGAAAAUGGCUAGUUGGUACAUCAAUCGAACCUUUUUCUUCGAUGUUCAUCCGCCGCUUGGAAAGAUGCUAAUCGCUGCGUCAGGGUAUUUGACAGGGUAUGACGGCAAAUUUGCGUUCAACAAGCCUGGUGACGUUUAUGGCAACACUAGCUAUGUUGGAAUGCGCGUUGCAUGCGCCGUACUUGGAGCGACUUUGACGCCCAUGACUUUCAUCACAUCUUGGGAAAUGACGAAAUCUCUGAGUGCUGCUUCUUUGUCUGGAACAUUGGUUCUUUUUGACUUCGGAGUGCUUACUUUAACGCAAUACAUCUUGCUGGAUUCCUAUUUGAUGUUCUUCAUUGUAGCAGCGGUCAUGUGUUUGGAGAAGUUCCUUUCAUACCGUGAAAGUCCAUUCUCAGUUUUCUGGUGGAGUUGGAUGCUUCUUACUGGAACUUGUUUGGCUUGCGCUUUUGCCGUGAAGUUCGUCGGACUGUUCGUGGUGCUAUAUGUGGGCGUGAGAACUGCUUGGGAUUUGUGGGAAAUUCUCGGAGAUGUGGGGAAACCAUUUGUGUACACCAUGCGUCAUUUUGUGGCUCGGACUUUGUGUCUGAUUGCAUGGCCCGCGGCCUUGUAUGUACUAUUUUUUUACAUUCAUUUGCAAGUUCUGUCAAAGACCGGGAACGGUGAUGGGCAUUUUAGCUCAGCUUUCCAAUCUACGUUAGAAGGAAACCCCCUUCACAACGCUUCUAUGCCAGGCGAGUUGGCCUUCGGCGCGGAGAUCACGAUCAAGAAUAAUCGAGUUGGAGGUGCAUAUUUGCAUUCGCACUUCCAUCUCUACCCCGUUGGAGUUGGAGCACGACAGCAACAAGUGACAACCUAUUCUCAUAAAGAUCCCAACAAUGUAUGGGUUGUGAAGCCUUAUGAUGCUCCUAUUCCCCCACUGAAUGGCACUGAUGAAAUCGAGCUGGUUAAAAACGGGGAUUUGAUUCGCUUGGAACAUAAACUGACGCGAAGGAAUCUGCAUGCCCAUAAAGUUGCGGCACCGUUGUCUCGAAAGCAUUACCAAGUCACCGGCUACGGCGAAAACGGGACUGGGGAUGCGAAUGAUAUUUGGAAGAUAGAAAUUUAUGGGAAGUCGACUGGAGGCGACGUCAUUCAUCCAGUCCGAACGACGUUUCGUUUGAUUCACUACAUAACUGGUUGCGGAUUGUUUUCGCACAACAAAAAUCUACCGAGAUGGGGAUUCGAACAAAUGGAAGUAACGUGCAAUCCGAAUCUUCGAAAUGACAACAAUCGAUGGAAUAUUGAAGAAAUUAAUUUUCCUCGAAUGCCGAAUGUUAGCAUGGAAAUGUACAAGCCGUCAUUUUUCGAGAAGUUUGUUGAAGCCCACGCCGUGAUGCUGCAAGGCAACGCUGGUUUAAAGCCUAAACCGGGAGAAGCUUAUGCGAAACCAUGGCAAUGGCCGAUUGAUUUCAGAGGACAAUGGUUUUCUGCCGUGGAUUCUUUGCAUAUUUAUUUGCUGGGCAAUCCGGUGAUUUGGUGGGGAAAUAUAGUUCUCCUUGGCGUAUUUCUUUGCUGUUUGUUUCUGAAUGCCGUGAAAGCUCAGCGGGGAAUUGAAGAAUCUCCUAGCGAAAGUGCUCGAAAGCGGCAGAUAAAUUGGGCGUGCCUCUGGCUCUUCGUUGGCUGGAGUCUCCAUUACCUUCCAUUCUGGGGAAUGGGCCGCAUUCUGUAUUACCACCACUACUUCCCUGCCCUUCAUUUUUCCACGAUGAUUUCCGCCUUAACCGUCGAUUACUCGCUCCAGACGGUUUGUGCCAUGUUACCAAAUAGAUAUGCUUCAGGUCUCGUUCAUUGGACGCUUGGAGUGAUCGUCGCUGUUGUGGCAUAUAGGUGUCUUGCAGAUCACAUCGCCAAUAAAGCGACAUCCACGUCGCAAAAAGAGGUUAUCAUCGAAAAUUCACUAGUUUCCCGGGCAUUCGUGAAGGUAACAGAAGGAAUCGAUAUGUCGUCCGAAUCGGAAUCCAGUGGGUCCGAAUUAAUUGUGUCAGUUGAUGCCUCUGUUGAAAAUGUCGAGGAGCUUCCAGAGAGCGAACCAGAAUGGGAAACGGAAUCCUCGGUAAACCGUGUAGGAUCUGAAUUCAUUACUUCGCCGAAAGAGCCUUGCUUUUCGGCGGAAAUCGGCGAAGAGUGCUCAAAAACUACCUACUCGCCUAACCCGAUUGAAGUAACCGAGUCCAGCGUUGUUCCUAAUAAAGAACGUUCAACUUCCCCCGUUGGCUUAGGCCUGUGUCGUCGUAUUUAUUCAGAUGACUCUUGGGACGAAGAAAUGCCGUUGCCAAAUGCUCUCCCCCGAGGACCUGCUGUGUCCAGUGUUAAGCCUGUGUUGGGAAAGUGUGUUCUAGUUGAUCGACGCACUUUCCGUGUCGAUAUGGGCUUCCAUGAGAAAGCAAUAGAGGAAUUCAAGAGCAUUCCGUCACGAAUUUACGACAUGACAUCGAAGAGAUGGAGCUUUGCGCUCACGGAUCACGUGAAGCUCAUGUCGAAAUUGAACGCUCUUCGUCCUCAUGUUGCCGUCGCCGAAAUUCCCAAGCAUGUUGUCGAGGUAAGCUCGUUGAUUGCGCAUUUUCUUGCCAACGCCGAAAAACCUCGUGUUCCAAAUAUUAGCCUAGGAGCCGUGGAACCUUAUCUCGCCUCGAGCCUAAUGCCCUUUCAAAAAGAUGGUGUUCGGUAUAACUGGGCUCAUGAUGUAACGCGUUGGAUGCCUAGCUUGCUUGCGGCUGAUGUCUGCGUUAUUGAUUCAAAAAAAGCCAUUCCGUCGGACGCCAAAGUGAUCUUGAUUUCGUAUGAUUUAUUUGCUCGUCGAGUUGAGGAAUUCAAAAACCUGCAAAAGCCAAUUGGUAUAGCAAUUAUGGAUGAAGCCCACAUGUUGAAAAAUGGCAAGACAAUUCGUGCAAAAGCUGCGAGGCAACUUUUGAAGAAUGUAAAACGGAUAAUUUUGCUGACGGGAACCCCAGCAUUGUCUCGUCCCAUGGAGCUUUUUACUCAGUUGCAGCUACUGAAUUGUCGCACUUUCGGGAAUUUUCAAGCAUUUGGGAUUCGGUAUUGUGACGGGAAAAAAACGCCGUUCGGUUGGGAUUUUUCGGGUUCUUCACAUAUGGCGGAGUUGCAAAUGCUGUUGGAAGAUACGGUAAUGAUUCGUCGUUUGAAGAAAGAAGUUCUGGAGCAACUUCCAGCAAAAGAACGUCAAGUUGUUCUGCUGGAUCCUUCCACAAUUGAGAAGCCAACAAAGGCAAUGAAUUCCUUGGUUUCACAAAUGAACAACUGCAAAAUAAAAGGCAUGGAAAGAAGAGGGAAGUUGCUCGAAUAUUUUCAUGAAACUGGACGCGUGAAACUUCGCGCUGCAUGGGGAAUGCCUGUCCCCCACAUUGUUGAUUGCCUCGAUUAUGUUAUGGAUCUGGUGGAAAGCGAAAACAAAUUUCUUUGCUUUGCGCACCACGCUCAUGUUUUGGAUGGAUUAUCGGAAACGCUUCGCAAGAAGAACAUUGAUUUCAUUCGGAUAGAUGGCCGGACGUCUUCGGACUUGCGUCGAGCGUAUUGCGAAGCCUUUCAAACUAGGGAAGAAUGCCGCGUUGCUUUGCUGUCGAUUACUGCCGCUGGUGUCGGACUAACUCUGACGAGUGCGAACCUUGUAGUAUUCACCGAGCUUUAUUGGAACCCUGGAAUCCUCACGCAAGCUGAAGAUAGAGCGCAUCGUAUUGGGCAGCAAGAUUGUGUUUUCAUUCAAUAUCUGGUAGCUGCGGGCACUGCGGACGAUCAUUUAUGGCCGAUGAUACAGCAGAAGCUGGAUGUGCUGAGCAAGGCUGGCUUGUCCAAGGACAACUUCAAGGAAGCGGAUUUCAUCGAAGCGCCGGCGAAGGAUCGUGGCAUUGCGUCCUUCUUCGAAACUAUUGUCGAAGAUUUGAAUGAGUCAAAGAAUCAAGAGUGA
Molecule: messenger RNA, 4152 nt
Organism: Notodromas monacha
Lineage: Eukaryota; Metazoa; Arthropoda; Ostracoda; Podocopida; Cyprididae
Source: the annotation of a GenBank genome assembly